CCGAAGGUACUCAUCUGAAAAAUGGGAACAAAGUGAUUGUUCCUGUUCUCUUUCUUAAGUCACUUCAAAUGCUGUCUGCUAUGUUGGAGGCACAUUGUCCAGAUCACGGGGCAAGCGACAGGCACGUGAUGGACAAAUCCAUAAUUUAUGGUAAAAGAAAAAACCAAACUGAUAUUAAAGUGAGGACUUGUACAGACCCAUAACAACAACAUCUUUCUUUUACUAGCAAAUCAGCUGCUCAAUCAUCUCAAUAUGGAUCCCAAUGAUUAUGAGUCCAAAAGGGCAGAUAAUCCCAAUACCAGAACUGUUAACCUCUCCCAUCUUCCCUACCCUAUUGCUCAGCCUGUCCCUACCAAACCUUUUCCAGCCAAAUAUAUCCCCGAGAUGAUCGAUCUCAACAAGUUUCAUUUUCAUAGAGUACUGGGUAGAUACAAUACAAUGCAGGUCAAACAAGAAACAGUUAAACCCAUGCCAAUAUGGCCUUCAUCUCCCUUUCUCCUGCAUCCACCUUCUCCAUACUUUUCACCCCUCCGUCCAAGCUUGGUCCCUUUCCCAUUCCUGAUGCCAGGCCCAGUCAUGCACCUUUCUCCCAAUUCCUUAUACCAACGUGAAAUGCCAAGAUACUACAGAAGAGGCACAGACAGCCCCAGAGCUGGGCUAAGCAGUGCUGAGAAACUUGGCCUGAACAUCCACAUAGAUGACAGCUACUACGUGGAUGUAGGAGGUGAACAGAAGCGCUGGAAGUGCCGCAUGUGUGAGAAGUCCUACACUUCUAAGUACAACCUUGUCACACACAUCCUAGGCCACAGUGGCAUCAAGCCACAUGGCUGUGGCCUCUGUGGAAAGCUGUUCAAGCAGCUGAGCCACCUGCACACACACAUGCUCACCCACCAAGGCGCCCGUCCCCAUAAGUGCCAGGUGUGCCACAAGGCAUUCACUCAGACGAGUCACCUGAAGAGGCACAUGAUGCAACACAGCGAUAUCAAGCCAUAUAGUUGCAGUGUAUGUGCUCGGGGUUUUGCCUAUCCCAGUGAGCUGAAGGCCCAUGAGCUGAAACAUGAGAGGGGCCAAGAAAAUGUGUGUGUGGAGUGUGGUCUUGACUUCCCGACACUUGCGCAGCUGAAACGACACCUGACGGUCCACCGUGGACCAGCACAGUACAACUGCAGUGAGUGUGGCAAGAGCUUCCAGUACCCAAGUCAGCUGCAAAACCACAUGAUGAAGCACAAGGACAUACGGCCGUUCAUCUGUAGUGAGUGUGGUAUGGAGUUUGUGCAGUCUCAUCACCUAAAGCAGCACACCCUGACCCACAAGGGAGUAAAGGAGCACAAGUGCCGCAUCUGUGGCCGUGAGUUCACACUGCUGGCCAACAUGAAGCGUCAUAUUUUGAUCCACACCAACAUCCGUGCGUACCAGUGCCACCUGUGCUACAAGAGCUUUGUUCAGAAGCAGACACUCAAGGCUCACAUGAUUGUCCACUCAGAUAUCAAGCCUUACAAAUGCAAGUUAUGUGGGAAGGAGUUCAACAGGAUGCAUAAUCUGAUGGGCCACAUGCAUUUGCACUCAGACAGCAAACCUUUCAAAUGCCUGUACUGCCCAAGCAAGUUCACUCUGAAAGGCAAUCUGACCCGCCACAUGAAGGUUAAACACGGCAUUAUGGACAGAGGACUAGACGCCAGAGUAUUUAGGCGCAGAGGACGGUUAUGUCUUUCCAGCCCUUUUCGUCUCCUGUCUCGCUUCAGUCAGGACAAACCUUUCGAUUUGUCCCGGAAGAAUCAUCCCCAACUCCGUCUUUCUCAGUCAGAUGGUGAAAGUCGUGAGGAAGAUGAGGACAGCCUGUACAGGAUGAGCCAGUACAGCCCUGAUCGUUACCAGACAGAACUGGCAAGGGCCAGAGAGGCAGACGAUGAAGAUGAUGAAGAUGAAGAUGGGAUCAUCCAAGAAGAAGAAGAAGAAGAAGAAGAAGAAGAAGAAGAAGAAGAAGAAGAGAAAAGUGGAAAGCAGUUUACCUUCAGCAAAGAGGAGCUUCAGUGUAUACGUUACAGAGAAAGUCAGCCAGGCUCAGUUUCUGAUGGAGAGCUCUACUGUAGUAAACCAUACAGGGAUAGAAAAUUAAGCUGUGAAUGAAGUCUAAUUAAUUAGUCUAAUAAUAAUUCUAAAAACAUAUCUGUAAAAUAUCUCUUCAAAAAGCAAAAAGGGAAAUAAAUCUGUGAAUAAAUCUUCAUUUCCAGUAAUAUUGUAGCAUGAAUGAAUUUGUUAAUAAAACAGCAUUUUAUUUAAGGUAAUUAAUGUAAUUUUUCUUAAAUGUCAUUUAAUGCAUAUCCUCUAACAGUGUGCAUGUUUUAACCUAUUGUAUAUUUUGUAAGGAGAUGUAUUAUUAAUAAAGAAUGCGAUUUGAGAGAAAUUACAGAAAUUUCUAUGUACUGAUAUUUUCAUAACAUUUAAUUUCUUUUUAUUGAAUUUUUUCUGUGAAGUGUGAAAUUAAAUCCCAAUCUGUAUUUAUAAAAAAUAAAUAUGUUUAAAAACUA
This is a messenger RNA of Silurus meridionalis, 2528 nucleotides long. It is a transcript of the gene znf366, whose product is annotated as zinc finger protein 366. Gene Ontology annotation, biological process: regulation of transcription by RNA polymerase II. The record is from RefSeq and is a predicted model, not a curated record. The transcript has 5 exons. Gene Ontology annotation, molecular function: RNA polymerase II cis-regulatory region sequence-specific DNA binding; DNA-binding transcription factor activity. NCBI's taxonomy places the organism in Eukaryota, Metazoa, Chordata, Actinopteri, Siluriformes, Siluridae. The coding region runs from base 253 to 2127 and encodes 624 amino acids. Gene Ontology annotation, cellular component: nucleus.